This is a messenger RNA of Labrus bergylta (ballan wrasse), 4312 nucleotides long. NCBI's taxonomy places the organism in Eukaryota, Metazoa, Chordata, Actinopteri, Labriformes, Labridae. The record is from RefSeq and is a predicted model, not a curated record.
AGUAGUAUUGGGAUAAACUUGCUGGUGUUGGGCUAAAGGAAGAUGACCAAGGACCGGAGCCGCCAACAUUUUGAACCUAAGAAACACUGCCAUUUCCAGAAACGACAAACUCAGUAGAAGGUUUUAUUGAUCGAAACGACAAUUAUAAUGGAGAGCUGACGGUGACUGGUUGAGACGCUUGUUAUUAGCUUCGUUUAGCUUUUAUAGUUUGCCGUUCCCAUAGUUAAAGCUAACAAGCUAGCAAGCGUAAGCUAUAUUACUGUAAACAAUGUUAACAUUUUGAUAUUCAAUAUAAUAUCAAACCAUUUGUGUAAUGGUAACGAUAGCUGACUGUAACUUGUUGUAUUGUUAAGCGGUAAACGCCAUCUGGAAUGUGACGCCACCGUGUUCGAUGUGGUUGCCUGACAACGGCACAAUUAAAGAGACCGCAACAUCAGUAAUUACGGAUCAUCUUGCCCUGUCCCAGUUGACAACAGGUGGAGCGAGUUGUUUCUCAACUGCAGAACAAGAGCCACGCAGCUGCCUUAGAUUCCCCCCAAGCUGCCACUGCCAGUCAUCACGCUUGCUGCCUCUCGUCUGCGCUGUAGGCAUGGCAUUUUCUGUUCCCAGCUGGACUGUGUGACUUUGCCUAAAAGAGAUGGAUGAUGAAUUUGGAAACUUCAUCAGGGAGCGAAAGGCGAGAGUGGCUGAGGAUAAAGCCAGUUUAGAACAAGAUCCUCCUUACAUGGAAAUGAAGGCAAAACCCCAGAAAGUGUAUGGCUCUACUGUUAAGGAGAACAUACCUCCCUACUCAAUAGCACAAGGGAAAGAGGAGAAUUACAGUGUCGGGCUACCACUUGGUGUGGAGUACGAGAGGAAGAAACAGAGGCUGCAGCAUGAGCUCCGUUUGGACUACAGACGCUACAUGGCUCAGAAGAAGAACUUGGACCUGGGGCAGUCUGGACCAUUAAUGCACUCCAACACCAGGAGGUCUGUCAAGAAAACCUUGCUUGGAGACCAGGCUGCUGUUCUUCCCAGUCAGGGAGCUCGCAUACACAGGGAUGCCGCCGCUCUUCUUACAGAGGACAGUUGGCGGUUGCAAAGGGCUUUGCGUCCUGCAGAGGUCCAGCACCUCUACACUGAGGAGGAUGAAGAGCAUUCUUCAAUUCCCCCAAGGCGUCUUGAAAGGCUCAGAAAGCCAGUGGAUAGGGAUUCAGAGGAGGAGGAAUACUUCAAGGAGGAGUUGGAGCUGAUCGGAGGCAGACAUACGGGGUUUGAGGACAUUUAUGAGAGGAGAUCAAAAAAGACUGAUGUCAGGGAGGAGGGGGAGUUUCCAGCAGGUGUUGCAAGAGAAGGCUGGAGAUCGAGAGCACUGAACAAGAAAGAGGACGCUGAGUUUGCCACUGGCCUUAUAAUAGGAUUAGCUGACACAAAAGAUGCCUUACAGAGAAAGAAGGAGUGCUACAGACAGCAACUGCAGGAGCAGAUAGCUGAACAACACAGGAACAAGAAGAGGGAGAAAGAUCUGGAGCUGAAAGUUGCUGCAACUGGUGCAAAUGAUCCUGAGAAACAGCCGGACCGAAUCAGACAGUUUGGGGUGAGCAGGAGGAAGGAUCAUCAGGUUUUGGAGCCAUUAGCAACAGGAGAGAACAAAACAUCAUCCGGAGGUCUGUCUUAUCGUGAAAGGACAUAUGCAAGAGACAGAGAGACGUCUCCCCCUGAGCAGCCCCAUGUGGCCUUUCAGUCCCCUCUGCUGGAUUACAGCUCUGCUCUGGGCCUGGGGGCUGGAGGUCUGUCCCCCAACAGUCAACCUGCAGCCCCCUCCUUUCCCAGAGCCAUGGACACUCCCAGACUCCCCUUGUUCGCUCCUCAUCCUCCUUCGACCGUCAGUGAAGCCUACAGGAGCCCGUACGGAGAGCCUUAUCACUACUGUGGCACCAGAAAUCAGCUUGACCCAAACAUGGCCUACUAUGGUCAUCUGCCUGUUACUGCUGCUGGCCUCCCCAUAUCCUACUGGAACGUACCACCAGGGGGAGCUGUGCCCAGCCGGUUUGGUAGCCACAGCCCUCACAGCCAGCACAGCGGAAGUAGCUUUCCAGAGCCUCCAAUACAGUCUAGCAUCGGGGCUGCUGCUGCUGCUGCUGCUGCGGACUCUCAUGUCAGGGUUCUCCAUUCAGAUAAACCCAGAUCAAUUAGGGACAGAGCUGUGAGCUACAGGGACGCUUUAAAACAACAGGACGCUUCCGGGAGAGUGAGCGGCGAGCUUUACAACAAGAUCCAGGAGCAACAGGAGCGGAGGUGUCAGGAGAGGGUGGAGACAGAACGUUACGAAGCCCAACUGGAGGUGGACAUGAAGAACCACCAGCCCUGGGGUCGGGGAGGAGGAGGAGCCCCACUCCGAGACAGCACUGGAAAUCUCAUUGCUGACUUAAACCAGAUGCACAAAUUCAACGAAGAGGCUUACAUCAACCCGGAGCAGUGGCAGAGGAGAGCGACGGCCAUAGCAGCAGCAUCCCGCCGGCCAGAGCUCCCCAACCCUAAUGAGAGGGUCUCUGGUACUGUAUCUGGGUGCAGCACCCAUGACACUAGUAACAGGAUCGGUUUCGCCAGUGUUCAAACCCCCCAGUUUGCAAGAGGCAACAUUUUUCCCAACCAGCCGAGCCAACAACAGGUCCAGGAGCAGGACAAGUACAAAGCCUACCUCAAACAGCAGAUUGAAGAGAAAAUGCGUAAAAAGGCGGAGGAGAGUGAACGGACAAGAUUAGAGGAAGAGAAAGAGGAGAGGAGGCUGGCAGAGCAGAGGGCUCGCAUCCAAAGGGAGUUUGACGAAGAACAAGAGAGGAAGAAACGGAAGGAAAUGGAGCAAAAGGCGAAGAAUGAAGAGCUGAUUCAGCUGGCUGAACUGAAGAAAAGGGAAGCGGAGAGGAAGAAGAGCGAAGAAGAAGAGAAGGAGAACGCAGAAAUGAGGAGGCAGUACGAGAGGGAGAGACAGGCUCGAGUGGAGGAGGUUUGCAGGGAGCCCUCGCCUCCAAUCCCUACUCUGCAGAGAAAACAUGGGCAACACCAGUACACCCCGAGGCCCCCCACUGCGGACAGCCUGCAUUCUACUGCCCCCCUGUCUGAGCGCUCUCUGUCUGGUCUCCAGUCCCCUCCUGUCCCUGCUUGUAGGAAUCAGCUCCGAGCUGCAGGAGAUCAGCGCCAUGUGUUCAGUGAACUGUCGGCGCUUCGUCGACAGCUCCGCAGUGAACAGAAGCGACUGGAGGAUUGUCUUCAACAGGGCGACUGGGAGGAAUUGGACUCUCCUCCACGUGACAGACUUCGGGAGCGUCCCCCUGUUGACGUCUUUGAUAUGGCCAGGCUGAGGCUCCAGGCGCCCGUCCGAAGGCCGACUUCCAGAAAUGCGGAGCCCAGAAACCUGAUGAGAAUCCAUGACUCCCUUCAGCUCAAAUACACAGACGAUGAAUCCAGGCUGGGGUUUAGUGACGUUCCUAAGCUGGAGGGCAGUGGUACAGCCAAUAGGAGGAGGCGGGACUACAGGGAUCCUUAUCAGCAGUUCAGCAGCCAGAGGUCUACGGUCCAAGGCGAUUAUUAUGAUCUGUCCCCACCACUGCAACAUGACUAUGUGAGGAGUGCAAGAGGUUCUUUGCUGGAGUCAGAGAGUGCUUUCAUUGACCCCCUAGGAGAUGCUUUUCCAGUACCACGCACACCAGAGCUAGAAAAAUCUCCUCUGUCAGCCAGGGAGAGGAGGAGGGUGGCAAGAGAGUCACAGCACCCUCAGGAUAGAGCUGCGUCCAGUCAGCCCUUUGGACAACAUGAUGACUACAGAGGCAGGAGAUGGAAACAGGAAGCCGAGACCAGCGCUGAGGGGAGGAGUCGGAACAGGACAGGUGGCCUGAGAGCUCUCAGUCGUCGUGGCAACACAGCUGAACAAUUCGAUCUGUCUGAUGACAACUCCUCCCCUCCCAGAUUUUCCCGUCAAAAACUCAACCAUCAAAGCUCAGUAGAGACUCUUGCCACGGAUCCCUGGAUGAGGCCAGGAACAUCGGACACAGAGCGGUUGAUGACAUAGCGCCAUGGGAGGGGUCUUCUUCUUCAGACAGCUCGUCUUAACACAGAGGACAGCCCUGUCUUUCAACCAUGAGAUAAUCUUACUUUUUUUUUUUCAUCUUUGACUUCUGUGAAUGUAAAUCUGGAUUCUGAGAUUUCAAAAUAUCAGGAUAUUGCCAGACCCUCAGUCUGACAUGCCACAGAGAAAACUGACACAGAAGUGUUUCUGGGCAUUUUCUGUUCAUGAAUUAUUAAAUUAUGUCACAAAUAAAUUAUAUUUUAAUUA